Molecule: messenger RNA, 1493 nt
Organism: Carica papaya (papaya)
Lineage: Eukaryota; Viridiplantae; Streptophyta; Magnoliopsida; Brassicales; Caricaceae
Product: translation initiation factor
Source: RefSeq, a predicted model, not a curated record
CUCUUAACUAAAUCCUACCCUGCUCCUCUUUCGAGAGGGGAGAGUUCCGGUCGGUAGAGAGGAGUGGUGAAUUACCGCCGAUUGGGAAAGAGGGGAGAUAAUCGCCGGCAUAGGUGAGGGAGAGAGAGAGAGAGAUACGCUGAAGUGACUUCCGCGCGCGUGUGGAGGCGGAGGCCGCUGCGUGAUUCUCGGGAACAAGAACGACUGGUGGCAGCCCCUGCAAAGGAGAGGAGUGGGGCGCGCAGGAGGAGGAGGAGAAGCGGCGGCCCGGCGGAGCAGAGAAAGAGAAGGGGACCUUACCGCCGUCGUGACGAGCCGCGAUUUCCGGGUUCGAGAACAAGAUUCUGCAGCAAAUGGCAAAGCGAAGAGGAAGGAAGACAGUUAAACAAGCAGAAAAGGAUAGCAUGAAGCAGACCCAGAUCAAGAAUGAAAAUGUGUUACCCCUUGAUCAAGAAGUUGAGCGACAAAGUGCUGCAGUCAGGGCUAUUCGUGAUGUGGAGAUUGAACAUUCUCUCACCGCAUUGCGUUUGCUUCGCUCCUAUUUUAGUGAGGAACAGCUCCAAACUCCUGUAUUGCAAUUUUUCAAAGAAAACCUUCCAAAUAUAUCAGUUGUGAAAAAUGAGGAAGAUGGACAAUUUGAAGUGCAAUGGGAAGAUAGAGGUCAAAAUUUGUCCAUGAACCAUGCAGAUGGGAAAAACAUACAUGCUUCGCUUUUACAGCGGUUGUCAAUAGCUUAUCCUCACAGCUAUGCAAUCCCACCUAUCAAUAAUUUUUUAUCAAGUGAAGCAGGGAGAACAAACCUGUUAGGCCCCGACAGCCUGCAGUUCAAGGACUUUGUCUUGGAGGGGCCAUCAGAUAGUCAAAUGCUUAAAAUGCAGGAUGCUCUUUGGACUCCUGGGGUGAGCAGUCAACGACUAUCUAUUGGGAUGACACCUAAAACUGUCAGGUAUCCGAAGCCUGGUGAGAUGCUUCUCUCUAUCCAUGGUUCACCCCUGGGUGUCUACAAGGAGGAUAACAUGGGAGCUAUAAAUGAGUCUGAAGAGGGUUAAUCACCUGUAGAUAACUUCGUUUAUCAUAGUCUGGAAAUAUGCAGCCAAGUAUCUGGAUAUUCUCCAUUGCUGUACAAAUGGUUAUUUCAGUACAUGAGAUGAGAUUGUGCUUUCAUUCCUUCUUGCAACUGGAGUCAUGUGGAUUCUUAAUUAAACUAUGGGUCUGCAUGUUAAAGAAUCAAGGAUCUCUUGUAAAUUUUUCUGUUAUAUGCAGAUCUGAAACAUUCUGAUCCGUCAAUCAGCAAACUUAAACGGUGACUUAAAAGGUGAUUUUGUUUUUAAAAACUUCUGGGGAAUGGCGUGGCUUCCUUAGUAGGUUCAAAAAUUAUUGACGGAUUGUUUGUCCUUCAACCAUUGCUGUCUAGGGCUGCUUUAUUCAUUUAUUUCCCUUUUGUAAUAAUCCUUAAGCUUCCCUUUAUCUUGUUAUCAAUUAAUUUUAAAUCA